This is a messenger RNA of Zophobas morio, 1101 nucleotides long. Its product is annotated as pyruvate kinase-like. Bases 64 to 462 code for a protein of 132 amino acids. Lineage: Eukaryota; Metazoa; Arthropoda; Insecta; Coleoptera; Tenebrionidae. Gene Ontology annotation, cellular component: cytoplasm. Gene Ontology annotation, biological process: glycolytic process. The transcript has 3 exons. Gene Ontology annotation, molecular function: magnesium ion binding; potassium ion binding; pyruvate kinase activity. The record is from RefSeq and is a predicted model, not a curated record.
UCAAAACCUUUUUUCUUCGUCAUUCAUUCAAUCAAUUUUCAAAUCAAAGAUUGACUUUAUAAUAUGGUGUGGAGUAGCGAAUUUGACAAAGAAGAAGAUUUCCAAUUCGCCGGAAAAUGUGUACAACCCUGGCAACUGGAAGCAGCCCGGGCUAACAACAUGUUAGAAGACUUGUGUGCCCUUCAUGUGGGAUCCAGAGCUCCUGCAACACGUCUUUCUGGAUUAAUAUGCUCAAUCGGUAUAGCGAGCUGCGACGUGCCCACAAUCGAAAUCCUCUUGGAAAACGGGAUGAAUAUAGCCUGCUUGAAUUGUCUGUAUGGACAGAUAGAGUACCAUCAGCAAAUUCUUUCAAAUAUAAGGACUGCGCAGAAGAACUUUAGCAAAAAAAUUAAAAUGAAGUACCCUUUGGCUGUCUCCGGCUUCACUCGGGGACCUGUUAUUCGAGCAACUGGAAAACGUUGAAGCAGUGUUCAACAACUUGCAGCUCAUCAAUCUAGAUUUAAGCCACAACGAAAUUUCCUUCAUUGCUAGUGAUGCUUUAAGAAAUAUGACGAAACUGAGAAUCGUUCGACUAAACCACAACAAAAUCAAGUUCUGGGAUAACAACUGGUUUCAAGACUCUGAAGCCAUAACAACAAUAUUUGCUUCUAAUAAUUUGAUUGGAGAACUUCCAGAGAAAGCGUUCAAAAAUUAUCAAAAUACAUUCUCGAUUGAUUUGGCAGCUAAUAGAAUCGAAAAUAUCAAUGACCUGGCUUUCUAUAACCCCGAAAGGGGGUUUACAAGACUCCACUAUUUGAUUCUCCGUGACAAUCUUAUCCAGAAGUGGAACAAAUUUUUGCUGGUCAAUCGAGCCAAUAUCACCGUGUAUGGAAUCGACCUGAGGAAGAACAAACUUGAGUGUUUUCAAGGCAGUGUAAAUGAUAAUUUUGGAAAAGUCGAAGUGGUGUGGCUUAGUGAUAACGCGUUUGGGGCAAGUUGUAGGAUCGAAAUUGAGCAAUACGUUGAUAAACAUAAAGCUUAUCAAACUCCAGAAGAACUGGAAGAAGAAAUGAUUUAUUAAAACUAGUGUAGUUGGAAAUUAAAACAUAAAUGUCAAUUUGA